Helianthus annuus (common sunflower) is the source of this 1472-nucleotide messenger RNA. Its product is annotated as zinc finger CCCH domain-containing protein 11. Bases 179 to 1258 code for a protein of 359 amino acids. Lineage: Eukaryota; Viridiplantae; Streptophyta; Magnoliopsida; Asterales; Asteraceae. Gene Ontology annotation, molecular function: metal ion binding; mRNA binding. The record is from RefSeq and is a predicted model, not a curated record. Gene Ontology annotation, cellular component: cytosol. The transcript has 8 exons. Gene Ontology annotation, biological process: cytoplasmic translation.
AACCCCAAACGAACAAACAAAUCAACCCUUUUCGGUAGUCACCUCCACUCCUGUACAUCCACUUCUACCGGUAAAACCCUAAUCAGUUACCGAAUAUUCAAUUUCUUCAUCACCGGAUCAUCUAUUUGAUUCGAUUGCUUCAAUCAAUUUGUUAGAAGUUUGAAUUUGUUCCUAAAAGAUGCCUCCGAAACAAUCGAAAUCGGAGAUAGCAAAGAAGCAGAAAGUAGUUGAAGACAAAACAUUUGGGCUUAAGAACAAGAACAAGAGCAAAAAUGUUCAGAAAUAUGUGCAGUCACUUCAACAGAAUGUUGUCCCCAAACCUGAUGCUUCCAAACUCGCUGCAAAGAAAAAGAAGGAAGAAGAGAAAGCCAGAGAGAAGGAGUUGAAUGACUUGUUUAAGAUUGCUGUUGUUCAACCCAAAGUACCUGUUGGGGUGGAUCCGAAGUCUAUAUUGUGCGAGUUUUUCAAGGCUGGUCAAUGUGCGAAAGGUUUCAAAUGCAAGUUUUCUCAUGACUUGAAUGUACAGAGGAAGGGUGAGAAGAUUGACAUUUUCAGUGAUAAGCGUGAUGAAGGAACAAUGGAGGACUGGGAUUUGGAGACGUUGGAAAAAGUUGUGGAAUCAAAAGGAAAAGAGUACAACCAGAAUAAACCAACCGACAUCGUUUGCAAACACUUCCUCGAUGCAGUGGAGAAAAAGCAAUAUGGUUGGUUCUGGGUAUGUCCAAACGGUAAUAAAGAGUGUCAUUACAGACACGCUCUCCCUCCCGGAUACAUCUUGAAAUCCCAAAUGAAAGCUCUUUUAGAAGAAGAGGCUAAUAAGCUAGCUAUCGAGGAUGAGAUUGAGGAUCAGCGUUCUAAAGUAAAAACAACAACUCCUAUGACUACCGAUCUCUUUAUGAAUUGGAAAAAGAAGAAGGUGGAUGAAAAAGAAGCUGGCUUGGCGGCUCAAAGAGCCGAGAGGGCUAAGAAUGACCGGAUGAGUGGGCGGGAGUUGUUUCUUUCCGAUGCUAGUGUGUUUGUGGAUGAUGCUGAGGCAUAUGAGAAGUACAACAGAGAAGAAGAACUUGAUGAUACCGCCCAAAAGGCACAAGAGAAUUCGUCCACAAGUGGGCCAAGUGCAUCAACAAGUGUGGCUGCUGUUUCCGAAGAUGGUAACUCUGAGAUCGAUGACGAUGACGAUCUAGAUAUGGACGAACUGAAUGAACUUGAAGCAAGCUUGUCAAAAACAUCUAUUCAAAUCAAAGAGCCUGUAAAGUAAGUCUCGUGUCGACAAAAUCUUCACUUUUGAGGAUAAAAUCAACAUAACUUGAAGAGAAAACGUUGUCAACAACGUUUGAUAGCUAUUGGAGGUAAUUCAUCUAUGUUGGAAUUCACUACCUUUUUGUUCUUUCAUACUCUACAAGUGCACAACAUAAAUCAGAUUGUAGAAUGCAAGUUUUGAAUUUUGUUUGCUUGCUGUUUCUCCAUGUUAA